AGCCUGGGCGACAGAGCAAGACUCCGUCUCAAAAAAAUAAAAAAAUAAAUAAAGCUCUAUUUUCCCAGUUAAUAUUUGAGAUAUUUCAGAAAUAAAUGUACUACUCUUCAUGAAUCCAUAAUUUGUGGGCAGAAUCAUCUUUCUGUUUUCUCACGUCUGGCUUUAUUUUCACUUUAGAAUUAGUGAUCUUAAAACUUUAGAGUUAGUCUCAUCCAUGGUUUAAAGUUGCAUGUCAAUUUACGUAGAAUUUUACUGAAGACAGCAUUAGCUUAAUUCAUAAAAGAUAUGUGGAGCUUCAGCUAUAUACAAGGCAUUGCCCUUGGCAUUGAUGGGAUAAAGAUGAAUUAGACAUAGACUCUACCCUCAAGUAGCUUAAAAGAUUAAAAAAAUAAGAAAUUGUUAUAAGAAGCUAUUUAAAAACUUGGUAAGAUUCUUCUUGUAUAACAUUUACCAAUCUGUCAUCUUAACCAAGUUCCAUUUUGUUAUGUGACCGUAAAAAUAAGCUGUAAAAUAUAUAAAAUGAGAUGGGUACAUAGGGGUUUGUCCUAAUUUUGCCGUUUCCCUUGUUGAUGCUAGACUCGUUACAUUAGGAUAGAUGGAGGUGUUUCAUCUUCGGAAAGAAUACAUCUGGUUAAUCAGUUUCAAAAGGAUCCUGACACUCGUGUGGCUAUCCUAAGCAUUCAAGCUGCUGGCCAGAGAGUUCCAGAAAGUAUAAUAGAAAGAGGCCUUGACGUCUUUGACACAGAUCUCCUAAAUUUUCAAGGAAAGUAUGUCUUUGAAAGAAUAUACUUUCAAAGAAGAGUAAGAAGUGUAUAGUUAAUUUGAUUGUAAUCUUUUUGCGUGACCUUUUUUCCUUCCUUUGAAUUUGUAUAGGCUUUUCUCAUACCUGUCUCAUAUCCAACCCCUCACUUACUUGAUUAGGUUUGAAGGCAAGUAAACAGAAAUUCAGAUUAAGACUGACUUAAAUACACAAAGUUUAAUUCUCUUAUGUAGACAGUCCAGGCCUAGCAUGAUGUUUGCACAAAGUCCUUAGGACCUACACCCCUUCUCGCUUUCUGCUUUAGCACUCUUAGCAAGUAUCUCUUAUCUAAAAGGGCUGCUAGAGCUUCAUCAUAUCUGCAGUUCAAGCAGCUGCCUGAAGAAAAGCACACUGCAUCUCACUGUCUUGUAGUUAGUCCCACAACCACACCUAAUUUCAAGGGAAGCUGGGAAGAGUAUCCUUUUUUCCAUGUAGCUCCGCUAAAAAUUGGGUGUUAUGUUACAAAGGAAUAAGAGAAGGAUAGAUAUUAGGGAAAGUAAUGGCAGUCUCUGCCACAGUAGAUAAGAGGGGAUCUUCUGGACUGUUUUUCUGCUAACAUUCUAAAAUAUUUUGUUGUAAAUGUCUAAGCUAGGAUAUUUAACAUAGGGAAAAGUAAUUGAGCAUACUGCUGUUCAACCAAGCUGAUACAUGCCAAAGAUCUGCUUUUACCCAGCUAAUUAAAAUAUAUAAAAUUGUAUACAGAGAGAAACUUUUAUGAGGAUGAAGCAGUUCCACAAUUCACUGGGAGUUCUAACCAAAAGGACGGUUGUCUCAAUGCUUCCCUCACGUUCAGUUAACCUUCCAAUAAUCGGAGUUAUUUAUCUGUUAGACUAUUCCAACCAUAGAGAAUAUCAUCAAAAAGGGCUUAGAAUUAGAAAUGAAGUACUUAGAGCUAGGGAGGUGCUAAGUAGGAGAAAGCCAGACGGGAGAGUCUAGGACCUUUUGAAAUUAAUAAUGUAUGGGGCACUUACAUUUUAUUCAAAGCUGUUUCUGAAGACCUUAUAUAAAUCAAGACUCAUAUACUUUAGGACUGAUAUCUCCAUAGGAAUAAAGGAAAGUAGAAAGGUCUUUGUUCUUGGUACUGUGAAUCUUACAUUAUAGUUUAGCAGCUGCUUAGAGUGAUAUUGAUCUUGCCAGCAUAUUUUCCCUUUAUGCUUGUAUAGUCAAAUGAUGCUUUUUAUAAAAUUAAAGAUGUCUCUCUUUAAAAACUACUUUUUAUUGUUUCUGCAUUAUUUCUAAUAUUCUGUGGCAUUUUCAGUCCUAAAUAGCAGCAUAGUUUAAUAUGUGUCUCUGUAUUUUUAUUACCUCUAACUUCUUUUUCAGAGACUGAUUUUCAGUAAGUUUUUCAGCUUGAGAACUAGUACCACCAUUUAAUUAAUGCUAGCAUGAUUUUGUUAUGUGACAUGAAAAUAUUUUAAGUGAAAAUAACAUAUCAAAAUAAUAGCAGUCACAAAAGUCACUCACAGGAGUUUGGUGCGUGUGAACAACAAACAGCAUUGAUUAAAUAAUACUCUGAAAAAAUGGCAGACAUUUCUGUUUACCACCUAAUGUCAUUUUACUGCUAUAUGGCUAUAGCAUAAGCAUGGUUCACAUUUCAUUCAGCCUACCAACAUUAAAGUCAUGCAUUUUUUGACACAUUGUUUAGUUUGACACAUUUUUUAGUUUGAUGGUUUUGCAUUAUUUCAUAUAUUGAUUAUAAAGCAAGACUUAGUUAAUGUUUUUAUGUCACACUAUUUGAAAUUCAUGAAAAUGCAGUUGUACAGAAAAUGCAAUUGCAUUGUAUAUAUUGAGACAUAGGCAGUAGAUUUCAGCUCUUUGGAAUAUAACAUGAGAAAUAUCACAGGAAGAAAAUGGUAUAACCAGAGACAUUUUUUUCUUGCUUUAUAACAUGACAGUGUGAAUUAAAUGAAGAGGAUGUAAAUGCUGUCUGCCUAGUUGCUAUAGAUACCAUAUGUUGGAAAUUGUAUUCUCAUUUAUAAAGUAUUUUAUUAGAUUUUCCAGUGGUAAUGUGAAUCCAUUCAUCAUCAGAGAAUAAAGUGAUUUAGUUUAUAUACUUCCAUCAAGCUGACUUUUGAAAUUUUGAAAUACCUUUCAAAUGUGUUUUUUGUAGUUCACCUAGCUAUGCUAUGUUGCAUUAAACAUUCUUCAUUUGCCUUUCAUGAAUUAAAUCUUAAUUUGGCCUAAAAUAAACAACUAAUUUGUUUUCAGGUCCUUCAGUGUUCUCCAUUUAACAUGUUCAGAAAGACUUUAUUAUAUAUGGCUGUAUGUUACAUUCUCAAUUUAUUUGCAUCUCAAUUUAUUUGCUUUAUUUCACUUAGGGAUUAACAUUUACUGCGGCAAGUCAUGUUGUAUUUGCUGAGUUGUAUUGGGACCCAGGACAUAUAAAACAAGCAGAAGACCGAGCUCACAGAAUUGGCCAGUGCAGUUCUGUGAAUAUUCACUACCUUAUUGCAAAUGGAACUCUAGACACCCUUAUGUGGGGAAUGUUGAAUCGCAAGGCUCAAGUUACAGGGAGCACACUGAAUGGUAGGAAGGAAAAAAUUCAGGCUGAGGAAGGUGAUAAGGAAAAAUGGGAUUUCCUGCAGUUUGCUGAAGCUUGGACUCCAAAUGACAGUUCUGAAGAGUUAAGGAAGGAAGCUUUGUUCACUCACUUCGAAAAAGAAAAACAGCAUGAUAUUCGAUCAUUUUUUUUACCACAACCUAAAAAAAGACAGUUGAUGACCUCCUGUGAUGAAUCAAAGAGAUUCCAGGAGGAAAAUACUGUAGUGUCAUCAGACCCUACAAAAACAGCUGCAGGAGAUACCGUCGAUUAUGAAAGUGAUGUUGAACCUGAAACUAAAAGAUUGAAAUUGGCCGCCUCGGAUGACCACUGCAGUCCCUCGGAAGAGACACCAUCCCAGUCCAGGCAAAUCAGAACUCCACUCAUGGAAAGUGUCCAGGAGGCCAAGGCCCAGUCAGCCACCCCAGCCUUUCCUGUAGAGGGCUGGCAGUGUAGUUUCUGCACAUAUAUCAAUAAUUCAGUGUUACCUUAUUGCGAAAUGUGUGAGAAUCCUCAAGGCAGUGCUGUUAUGCAAAUAGAUAGCCUCAACCAUAUCCAGGAUAAAAACGAGGAUGAUUCUCAGAAAGACACCUCCAAAAAGGUUCAAACUAUCUCAGACUGUGAAAAACAAGCCCUUGCACAGUCAGAACCUGACCAGCUGGCUGACAGCAAGGAAGAGACAUCAAAAAUUGAGAAAGAAGAUGGACUUACAUCCCAGCAAGGUAAUGAACAGUUGAAGAGUUCAGACACUUUGCCAGUGUAUGACACCUUAAUGUUUUGUGCAAGUAGGAAUACUGACCGGAUUCACAUCUAUACUAAGGGUGGAAAACAGAUGAGCUGUAAUUUCAUUCCUUUGGAUAUAAAAUUAGACCUUUGGGAAGAUUUACCAGCAAGCUUUCAGCUGAAACAAAAUCGCUCACUGAUUUUGAGAUUUGUUCGAGAAUGGAGUAGUCUAACUGCCAUGAAGCAAAGAAUAAUCAGGAAAAGUGGACAGCUAUUCUGUAGCCCACUUCUUGCUUUGGAAGAGAUCACAAAGCAACAAACCAAACAAAAUUGCACCAAAAGAUACAUAACCAAAGAAGAUGUUGCCAUAGCUUCAGUGGAUAAAGUGAAGAAUACUGGGGGCCAUGUCCGUCUGAUCACAAAGGAGUCCAGGCCACAGGAUCCUUUCACAAAAAAAUUUCUUGAAGAUGGAGCCUGUGUCCCAUUUCUAAAUCCAUACACAGUGCAGGCAGAUCUCACUGUGAAGCCCUCUACAUCCAAAGGCUAUUUGCAAGCUGUGGAUAAUGAAGGAAAUCCACUUUGCCUUCACUGUCAGCAACCCACUUGCCAGACUAAGCAAGCGUGUAAAGUGAACGCUUGGGAUUCACGGUUUUGCUCUCUGAAAUGUCAGGAAGAGUUUUGGAUUCGAUCUAAUAACAGCUACCUGCGAGCCAAAGUAUUUGAAACUGAACGUGGUGUGUGUCAGCUCUGUAAUGUGAAUGCACAAGAACUCUUUUUACGUCUGAGAGAUGCCCCUAAAAGUCAGAGGAAGAAACUUCUGGAUGCUACCUGGACUUCAAAGCUCCCAUUAGAACAGCUAAAUGAAAUGAUAAGAAACCCAGGGGAAGGACAUUUCUGGCAGGUGGAUCACAUCAAGCCAGUGUAUGGGGGAGGAGGACAGUGUUCCCUGGACAACCUGCAGACUCUCUGCACAGUCUGUCACAAAGAGAGAACUGCCAGACAAGCUAAGGAAAGAAGCCAGGUGAGAAGACAAUCUCUAGCAUCAAAGCAUGGAUCAGACAUCACACGAUUUUUGGUGAAGAAGUAAAGUAGAAAAAUAUAUGAAUGAAUGACAAAUGUUGUACAUGUGGAAGACUUUAAUACAAAAGUUUUCCAUGUUUGUUUAAUAUAUUAAGGGUAAAAAUUUUCUGAACAAAAAUCAAGAACUCAAAUUCUCUUGUACUAAUUAUUUUAGUGUUAAUUACAUUUUGAAAGUACUUAACAGAAACUAAGAUACAAUACUAAAUAUUUCUGUGGCCUUUUUGAUUUGAUGCAGACUCGCAAUUAUGUUUCAGCAAUGUUUUGUUAAGCUCUUUACCCCUAAUAUGCCUAAUCAUUGUAUUGUGCAUAGAUGGUGUUUAAAAAAUGUACUCUAAAUUACCUAAAAAUGCUUCUGGAUUAGUAUUGUUCUGGACUGUCAUGGGUAUGAAUGGAACAUUGCAAAACCUCAUGGGAAAUUUCAGACACAAAUCAUUAUUUGGGAAUUCUGGGCCAAGCAUUACCAGCUUGCUUAGGAUUCAAGAGAGAUUGUACACUGAAUACCUCCAGAAUGAGCUUGGGGUACACAUUUUGGGUGUUGCUUUUCUUGCUUUUUUAGCCAGUCAUCUUUAUCAAAAAUAUCCUUUUCAAAAUGAAAUACCUAUGGUGUUUGCGGACAAUUUGGGGGUUCUGUGUAAAGUAAUUGUUAAAACUAUUAAAUAACUGAAAACAUAAAAUGUAAAA
Molecule: messenger RNA, 5822 nt
Organism: Cercocebus atys (sooty mangabey)
Lineage: Eukaryota; Metazoa; Chordata; Mammalia; Primates; Cercopithecidae
Gene: ZRANB3
Product: zinc finger, RAN-binding domain containing 3
Exons: 12
Coding region: 3274-5148 (624 amino acids)
Biological process (GO): replication fork processing; DNA repair
Cellular component (GO): nuclear replication fork
Molecular function (GO): nucleic acid binding; endonuclease activity; zinc ion binding
Source: RefSeq, a predicted model, not a curated record